Messenger RNA from Amorphotheca resinae ATCC 22711, 648 nucleotides. RefSeq lists its product as hypothetical. Bases 1 to 648 code for a protein of 215 amino acids. NCBI's taxonomy places the organism in Eukaryota, Fungi, Ascomycota, Leotiomycetes, Helotiales, Amorphothecaceae. The transcript is spliced from 2 exons. The record is from RefSeq and is a predicted model, not a curated record.
AUGACUUCAAUUGGAACAAAGGUCACUGACCCCCAUGCCGAACGCCGGGAGCCUACAGGAGCCAUCGCAUCAGACUCCCUAGCAGCAGAGUCCAGCCGCGCAGGAGGUGCAUUCUCACGCAACCCCAACAGCGAGCCUCAGGGCGUCUCCGGCUCCAACUCCACCUUCGCCAACACGAACACUUCAGCAGCCACCCGCUUAGAUCCAGCUUCCGACGCAGAAGCCCGCAUGGCGCAGCAUGACUGGGCCGAGGAGAAGAAGCUCGGCGCGGCAGCGACCUCAUAUCCCGAUGCGGCUGGUGGCCAAGCCAAAGGCCUUGCGGUCGAGAACACCCAAGGCUCUUAUGAGACUGGUGGUGCAUCGAGCCAUGCUGAUACAGCACCAAGUUACAUCGCCAGUACGCAACAUCUAAACACUGGAAAGCCAAAAGGAAAGAACUUGACGGAGGGUGGAUUUGAUGACGAUGAUCGGUGGAAUGCAAGUUUAAGUUCGGAUAUUGGAACGAACAACGACCCAGGACGGGCAGCGGAGCUGAACUUUGAGAAAGUCAAUGCGAAUACUACUGCGGCCAGUGCUUCGACAAUGCCUAAACAGAACAGGAAUACUGAUACCCCUUAUAAUGUGUUGAGUUCUGAAGCAUCAGCAUGA